Molecule: messenger RNA, 2322 nt
Organism: Amphimedon queenslandica
Lineage: Eukaryota; Metazoa; Porifera; Demospongiae; Haplosclerida; Niphatidae
Product: NADPH oxidase 5-like
Exons: 12
Coding region: 10-2241 (743 amino acids)
Biological process (GO): defense response; superoxide anion generation
Cellular component (GO): plasma membrane; NADPH oxidase complex
Molecular function (GO): calcium ion binding; superoxide-generating NAD(P)H oxidase activity
Source: RefSeq, a predicted model, not a curated record
CUCUCUUCAAUGGCAGUAUAUGUGAAUCACACUGCACUGAAUAUCAGUGAUUCCAGUCUAUCCAGUUCAGCUGAGCCUAUUGUUGUAUCUACUAGUAAGUUCAGGUUCACUGGGUCUGAGGUUAUAAAAGAGAGUGAUACAGUGAUCACUGUUGAUGAGAAUGAGGAGCUCUCUCCUGGUACCAGUGUGAAGACCACUGGGGAGAUACUGGAGUGGAUCAGACGUAGACUGGAGGGACACCUGGUGGUCACUGGUCGAGGGUAUGUGACGCUGGGUGACUUGAAAUCAGCAGUAGAUACUGACCUACCAGGUUUUGCCUAUCACUUGUUCCAGUUGAUUGACGUCCAUCAGUCUGGUAGUAUCAGUCAGCAAGAACUGAUUGGAGGAUUAAGCAGAUUAACAGUUAAAGAGACUAAGCAUAAGAUCCUCUCUUGGUUUGAGACAUUAUUUAUUGAAACAGCUGGAGAGGAUCAGCUCCUCCAACCUGAUGAAUUCAAAAAGGCACUGGAAACAGACGGAUUUCUUGAUAAAUUGUUCUUAUUAAUGAAUGUCAGUGGUUCUGGUAAAAUGACAGUACCUCAAAUGCUGGACUCGUUAAGUAAACUCUCCUGUGUUGAUAAAGAUGCUAACUGGUUGCUGUGGUUUGAGACUCAGUUUAUUUCUAUUGCUGGUGACGAUCGACAGAUCGACUUUGAAGGAUUCAGAAAGGCACUUCAUUUAUCACAAUCUUCAUUCUUUGCUAGUCGUUUCUUUUCAAUAUUUGAUAAAGAUGGGAAUGGGUCCAUUAGCCUCAAUGAGAUGAUUAAUGGAGUCACUUUAUUGAUGAGUGGGACACAAUUGGAUAAACUCAAGUUUCUUUUUCAAGUUUACGAUGUUGAUGGUGAUGGUAGUAUUGAUUAUGAUGAAUUAAAGAUUAUCCUCAGAUCAUGUACCAGUGAAAGUUCACUGAGAAUUAAUGAAGAGAAUUUAGACACACUAACAAACGCUCUGUUUGAUUUUGCUGAUGCUGAUAAAAAUGGGAGCAUUUCCUUUGAAGAACUGAAGAAUGUUUUUGAUAAAUAUCCGGACAUUAUUGACAACUUAACAAUCAGUGCUUCUAAUUGGCUCAAGCCUCAAAAAUUUAGUCAAAAUAAGAAACUUUCGGAGAGACUUUGGCCUUCUUGGUUGUCAUGGAAUCGCAUCAGAAAUGAUUUGUCGUAUUUCAUCUUCUUAUCUGUGUUCUUUAUGAUUAAUAUUGUUCUGUUUGUGGAGGCAGCAAUCAGAUAUAGGAAAUCAAUGUUUCUAAUAUCAAUAGCACGAGGGGCAGGUGCUUGUCUCAACUUCACUCCAGUGGUUGUCCUUAUACUGAUGUAUCGUCACAUUGCUACACUUAUUAGAUCAACAAGACUCUCUUUUCUAUUUCCACUGGACAAGUUCAUUAAACUACACAAGGUUGUGGGGUAUACUAUCAUUGCACUGUCUCUUGUUCAUUUUGUGGCACAUCUUGCAAAUUUCAGUUACAUUGAGAUUGAUGACAGUAUAUAUUCUAAUUAUUCAAUGGUCCAUUACUUGUUUGGUGUCGGUACUAUUGGUUGGGUCUAUGGUACUGCUGGACUAACAGGAUUCCUAUUACUAAUAAUACUAAUAAUAAUGUGUGUGUGCUCACUGCCUGUUGUGAGACGUAAAGGAAAGUUUGAGAUAUUCUACUGGUCGCAUUGCUUGUACAUCAUGUGGUAUAUUGUAUUGAUACUUCAUGGGCCUCACUUCUGGAAGUGGUUCAUUGGUCCUGCUAUUGUCUUUAUUAUUGAGAAGAUAUUUCGGUCAAAAUUAUUUCAAAUUAUUCAUUAUGGACGGACUUAUAUUGAAGAAGUGAAUCUCCUACCAUCCAAAGUGACACAUCUCUCCAUAACCAGACCUCCUAACUUCAACUAUCAACCAGGAGACUAUGUCUUCAUUCAGAUACCCAGUAUCACUAGGUAUGAGUGGCACCCAUUCACUAUCAGUUCAGCCCCAGAGAUGAGUGAUGUCUUCUGGUUACACGUUAGAGGAGUGGGUAGUUGGACUAAUGGACUCUAUGAACAUUACAACAAUACUUACAAUGAUGAGUCUACUACUGGUACUGCUCCUAGUUCCCCUACUGCUACUGGUAAUAUACUGGAGGAGGGGCAUGAGGAUAUUCUACUGUUGUAUUGUGUACAUUAUAAUGUACAGUGUUUUAAGGGGGUCAGGGACAUCUUAGAAUUUUCAUGCCCCCCUCAUUAAAGUUAAUGAACACAAGCAUAAUAUGAAUAGUUAAUUUAAAGAACUGAGCAAUUUCCUUUAGUAAAUUAAUGUACAUUGUAC